Messenger RNA from Bombus impatiens (common eastern bumble bee), 1550 nucleotides. Its product is annotated as protein TsetseEP. The record is from RefSeq and is a predicted model, not a curated record. The coding region runs from base 125 to 1300 and encodes 391 amino acids. The transcript is spliced from 4 exons. Lineage: Eukaryota; Metazoa; Arthropoda; Insecta; Hymenoptera; Apidae.
UCCCGAUAAGGGUGAAGUUUCCAUGAUAAGCCAGCAAAGGGUAUUUCUACACCUCCAAGCUUUUCAGCAUUCGUGGAUGAACAUUCGUAGCAUCGACGUGAAUUAAAUAGUUAUAGCAAGAAACAUGAGAGUGCACGAAUUUUUAAUAAUCUUGUUCACGAUCGGACUCGUUGCCUCGCAAUCGGGGGAACAAACGCUCAAGUGCUUCAAAUGCGACGGCGAUUCGUGUAAAGAACAGAAAGUUUCCACGGAAAUGUGCAAGAUAAAUCCUCCAGACACGAAUACAACCCCAACUGAACCAUCGACUGAACCAUCGACUGAACCAUCGGCUGAACCAUCGACUGAACCAUCGACUGAACCAUCGGCUGAACCAUCGACUGAACCAUCGACUGAACCAUCGGCUGAACCAUCGACUGAACCAUCGACUGAACCAUCGGCUGAACCAUCGACUGAACCAUCGACUGAACCAUCGGCUGAACCAUCGACUGAACCAUCGACUGAACCAUCGGCUGAACCAUCGACUGAACCAUCGACUGAACCAUCGGCUGAACCAUCGACUGAACCAUCGACUGAACCAUCGGCUGAACCAUCGACUGAACCAUCGACUGAACCAUCGGCUGAACCAUCGACUGAACCAUCGACUGAACCAUCGGCUGAACCAUCGACUGAACCAUCGACUGAACCAUCGGCUGAACCAUCGACUGAACCAUCGACUGAACCAUCGGCUGAACCAUCGACUGAACCAUCGACUGAACCAUCGGCUGAACCAUCGACUGAACCAUCGACUGAACCAUCGGCUGAACCAUCGACUGAACCAUCGACUGAACCAUCGGCUGAACCAUCGACUGAACCAUCGACUGAACCAUCGGCUGAACCAUCGACUGAACCAUCGACUGAACCAUCGACUCAACCAUCGACUCAACCAUCGAUUAGACCAUCUGAAUCACCGACCACGGCUCCAACCGAGAAUAAAUCAACGGCCACGGCUUCAGUCACGACUAACUCAACGACCAACGCUUUAGCCAAGAAACUUGACAUGAAUACCGAUAGAAAGCGUAGAAGUGUAAUCGGUCGGUUCCCACGAAUACAGUCCGUUAAUGGCAACGUUACAUAUCACUGUUAUUUAAAAAUUGAGAAUGGCACGGAAUCCAGGGGUUGUACCACGGAAGAUAAUUUCUGCAAAAAUAACAAUUCUACAUGUAAACUCUGCGAAACGGACGAAUGCAAUUCGGCAACGUCAACUGUUGUAUUUACAUCUAUGAUUUUCUCUUUGGCAGUAAUCCUAUUAUUUGUAAGAUAAACUAAUAGUUUUCUUAUCUAUCGUAAAGCCACCUUUUUUAACAACAACAAUCAACAAUGCCUCAGCAACGAUCAACUAGAUUUUUCCAUUUCUUCUUGAUAAAAAAAAGACAUUGUAUCGAACGGACAUAGAGUUUUAUAAAUUUAACAGUAAGAAAGAAGUGGGAUUCUAUUGACAAUUAUAACUAAAAUAACAUAUUGUACAUAUAUCUAUAAAGGUGUAAAAUAAAAGCUUUAUUUAUGUAAUUUAA